Messenger RNA from Batrachochytrium dendrobatidis JAM81, 1690 nucleotides. RefSeq lists its product as uncharacterized. Bases 85 to 1644 code for a protein of 519 amino acids. The transcript has 7 exons. The record is from RefSeq and is a predicted model, not a curated record. Gene Ontology annotation, molecular function: NADH dehydrogenase activity. Lineage: Eukaryota; Fungi; Chytridiomycota; Chytridiomycetes; Rhizophydiales.
CAGUCUAUACGUAUACACAAGACUCCUCUUGUUAGUCAUGCUUUCCGACCAUUGGCAUUAAUUGCUGCUCCUAAUUUUGCUCGAAUGGCUUCCUCUGCUGUAGCCCCUGCAUCUCAAAAAAACACCCAUUCUCCAAAGAAGCCUAUAUUUUGGCGUCUGGUUCGACUAUCUAUUGCCGGGGUUGUUGUUGUUGGUACUGGCUCGUUUGCUUACGAGCUUUAUGUUGCUCGACACCCGUCCGCUCAAUUCGACUGGGAUCCAUCUAAAAAAACUGUUGCCAUUCUUGGCUCGGGUUGGGCUGCUACUUCUUUCUUGACAGAUCUAGACACUGAUCAUUACAAUGUAGUAAUUGUUAGUCCACGCAACUACUUUCUCUUUACACCGUUGCUUCCCAGCUGCACUGUUGGAACCGUCGAGCUGCGUAGUAUUAUGCAGCCCAUUCGAUACUUGACCCGAUUCAAAAAGCGUCAAGUCGUAUUCAUCGAAGGAGAUUGCAACUCCAUCGAUCCAACAACAAAAACUCUUUCAGUUUCAGAUAAUUCUGAAAUUGUUGGGGUGGUGUCCAAACAAACUAUUCCAUACGAUUAUUUGGUGGUUGCUUGUGGUGCUGAAAAUGCUACAUUUGGAAUUCCUGGAGUCCGUGAACAUGCUUGUUUUUUGAAAGAAGCUUGGGAUGCAAAAAAGAUUCGCACACGACUGAUGGACUGUCUUGAAACAGCUGCAUUUCCAGGUCAAACUGACGAAGAAAUUCGUCGUCUUCUCCACAUGGUUGUAGUGGGUGGUGGUCCUACUGGAGUAGAAUACGCGGCUGAGCUUUAUGACUUUCUUCAUGAAGACUUGCUAACAUGGUAUCCCGAUCUGGCAGGAAAAUUCAAGAUUACCCUUGUAGAAGCAUCUCCACAUGUCCUGCCCAUGUUCUCUAAACAGCUUAUUGAAUAUACAGAGCAUCACUUUGCUGCAAACAAAGUAACAAUCUUGAAUAAUACGUCAGUAAAACAGGUUAAUCAACGAGAUAUUCAGGUCAUGGAUGCAGAAAAAAAUUUGAAUACUAUUCCAUAUGGACUGAUUGUAUGGGCUACAGGAAAUACAGCUCGACCUAUUGUGCAAGAUUUAAUUAAAAAAUUGCCAAGCGAUGUUCAAAACCAACGUCGUGGACUUGUUGUAGAUGAUUUCUUGGCCAUCAAAGGUGCGACAGACAUGUUUGGGUUAGGCGAUGCUACUGCUACAAAAUGGGCACCAACUGCACAAGUUGCAAGCCGGCAGGGAAGAUACUUGGCAAACAUGUUCAACCACAUGGGCGAACUAGAUACAGCAAAAACCAAUCCAAAAGAAUCUUCACUUGCACUGACAAAUGCAACUGAUCCAGCUUAUAAAACUCCUAAUACAUCGGCCACGACUACACUUCAUCAAGCUUUGAUGGCAUGCGGCCCCUUUCAAUAUGAUCAUUUAGGCUCAUUGGCAUAUAUUGGAAAGGAUCACGCUAUUGCCGAAUUUCCGUUUGGUGUAACGGUUGGCGGAGCAGCUACAUACUUUUUCUGGCGAAGUGCCUACUUGAGCACAUUAUUUUCUCUACGUAACCGUGUAUUGGUUGCGUUUGAUUGGGCGAAAAAAAAGUGUUUUGGACGAGAUAUCUCGAGAGAAUAAAAGAUGCUUUUUUUGUAUUGAAGAAAUACGUUGAAAGAAUGCACUG